AGUGCUAAUUGUGUGGCGAGUGUUGUAUACAUACGACGAGUGAUAUCGACACCAAAACACACCACAAGUCGUAUCAAUGAAAGCAAACAUGAGUUUAGAGCCGAUUGUAAACUCCAUUCAUUCACAACAGACACCACAACAAGACGUCGACAAAUGUGUUGAUUGUCCGCUAUGUAUGGAAGCGCUGGACUACGACGACCUGGGGUUCUACCCGUGCGGGUGUGGGUAUCAGGUGUGCCGCUUCUGCUGGAACCGUCUCAAGAACGACGAGAACGGCUUGUGUCCGGCGUGUCGACAGCCAUACCCCGACUCUCCCAUACAGUUCUCCACAAUCAGUAUCGAAGCCGUCGAAGAGCUCAAGAAGAAGAAGAAGAAACAGAAAGAGAAGCAAAAACUCAAAGACGCGGCCAAAUCGCAGAACUUGUCGUCCGUACGAGUGGUGCAAAAAAAUCUACUCUUUGUCAUCGGUUUACCACAGCGUCUCUCUCAGGAGGACCUCAGAAAAGAGUUUAUAAAAUACGGAAAGAUAUUAAAAAUGGUUAUAAACCAGUCGUCGGCGUACGUGACGUACUCCCGGCCCGAGGAUGCGGUGGCGGCCAUUAAAUCGCUGAAUGAGACCAACAAUAACACCAACAAAUCAAACCAGAGGUCCGGCAGUAACAGCGCGACUCAGCAACAGCUCCGGGCGUCGUUAGGAACCACCAAAUACUGUACUCAUUGGCUCCGGAGUCAGAGCUGUCCUAAACAACCCGAUUGUAAGCAUUACUUCCCGAUAUAUUUG
Molecule: messenger RNA, 781 nt
Organism: Oppiella nova
Lineage: Eukaryota; Metazoa; Arthropoda; Arachnida; Sarcoptiformes; Oppiidae
Source: the annotation of a GenBank genome assembly